Messenger RNA from Wasmannia auropunctata (little fire ant), 1248 nucleotides. RefSeq lists its product as uncharacterized. Gene Ontology annotation, cellular component: axon; membrane; neuronal cell body. The transcript has 2 exons. The record is from RefSeq and is a predicted model, not a curated record. Lineage: Eukaryota; Metazoa; Arthropoda; Insecta; Hymenoptera; Formicidae. The coding region runs from base 40 to 1227 and encodes 395 amino acids. Gene Ontology annotation, biological process: sensory perception of taste.
UGAUAUAGAUUAUUACUCUCCCAUGAAUUUCUACUGAUCAUGUUCAAUUUGAAAAUUCAAAAAUACAAAAUAUGGAAAAGAUGGUGGCUGUUCCACGCCAUGGACUUUCAAUCUUUAAUGUAUCCCUGCUUCACUUUCUGUCGUGUUCUCGGAAUGUUUCCAUACAAGAUCAACGCUUCAACUUUCGAGGCUUCAAAACCGCGUUACAUUUUGUCGACCGUGAUAGUUGGCAUUUGCGGCAUUUAUGACCUGAUACUCAUUUACAAUUUUAUUUAUAAAAUCGACUUAGGAGACGUGACCAAAACUCUUGAGGCUGUCUGUUAUUAUACGUUCAGCUGCUUUAUAGUGAUUGUAACACACAUUUUGAGUGGUCCAAAAAUGCGUUUGCUACAGACUAUAUUAAAGAUCUCUUCGAAACUACCUCCGAAGUCGUAUCAAAAAUUGUCCAGAUUAAUCCAUGUCAAGGAUAUCUUCGGUACUAUCUUCUUAUUCAUGCAAAUAUGCUUUUAUUUUUCUAAACAACGUAUGUUUGAAAUCAAUUAUUUGACUGCCCUGCCUGUGGUGUUCACUGUGUACUUGACUCUGCUGGAAUUUCAGAUAAAUAUGUUGUACAUGAAUUGUAUAUGUGUAUUAAAAAACUGUUUCAAGACAAUUAACAAGAAUGUGACACAUAUGAAAAAACUUGUAGUAAACGAUAUAACGUCGUGUGUACCCACAGUCAUUUACAAAAAGCAGAGAAAUCAACAUUUCUUGAUGAAACUUACAAAGCUGAAAAAGCAACAUAUGAUUGUUAGCGACACAGUGCAAAUGCUGAAUGUAAUCUUCAGUCCGCAACUUCUUGCUACUAUAUUCAUGUUCUUUUGUAAUAUCACUUUUGAAAUGUACUCAUAUGUAGUGCGAUGGCAAGAUGGGAUACUCAUUGAGAUUGAUACGAACUUUCUUGAUGUAUUUUUGAUAUCAAUAACGUUAAAUAUUUUUAAAAUAACGUUACUUAUAUGGGCCUGUGAGACCGGCAAGAAUCAGGCCCGAGAGAUCGGCACCACCAUUCAUGAUGUACUGAAUAGCACUAGCAAUGAACAAAUUAAAAACGAGCUGCAGUUGUUUUCUUUACAAAUUCUGCAUCGCGGAAAUACAUUUUCAACGAAAGGUCUCACUAUAGAUGCGACACUUGUCACAACAGUAAGUAAUCAAUCAUUUACUUUAAUCAUAUAUUGUUUAUAUUUUUAAUUAUUAUUUUCAGAUGGUGGG